AUGCCUUUACUUCCUUGCUUUGGUGCUGGGAAGUCUACCACUGAAGCGGCCACGGUUGAGUCCAUGGAGGAAACUGUUCCUGCUGAUGCUUCUAAGGUCGAGAAAAGCCAGGUUGUCGACUGGAAGUUGAAGGCCAUGUUCUGUGUUAUUGGUUGUGUUGCCCUCCUUGGUUGGAACUUCAUCCUGGGCGAGCUCGGUACCCUUAUUGAUGCCUUUGGGGAUGCUUAUGGAACUUGGUGCUCUCUGUGCUACUCCCUCUGCAUUAACGCUGGUCAGUUGAUGCUUGUUUGGAUCGGCAAUCGAUUCAGGUUUGGUCCCCGCUUCUACACUGGUUGUGUCACGAUGGGUAUUAGUAUGAUGCUCAUCGCUGUGUGUGCCAUCACCUUCGCCAGGGACAACCAAGCUGCGGGCUUUGGUGCUGGUUGUGUUCUCAUCGGAAUCUUUGGCUUUGCCAACUCCCUUAUGGAGUCCUCGAUGUUCGGCCUGGCCGCUCUCGUUGAUCCGGUCUGUACUGAGUUUAUCCUCAUCGGUGAAGGUCUUUCUGGUCUCAUCGCCUGGCCAUUGGAUAUGCUCUGUCAGGCAAUCCUGCAGGGAUUUGGUGUCACCAACUACACUUAUCCACGAAUGGUGUUGUUCUAUGGUAUUGGUAUGCUAGCCAACUUCGCCACUAUCCCUAUGUACAAGUAUGCUAUGCAAAAGCAUCCUCUCAUGCGUGUUGUCCUCGAACUUGAAGAAGGUCGUCAAAAGUUCGUACUCAAAAGAGAGAUGAAGCGCCCUCUUGGUCAAGUCGUUUGGGAUACGGUCCCUCAAGCCUUCAAUGUUUGGCUCAGCUUCACCAUUACAUUCACUGUUUUCCCCUGGCUCGUAUUCGAGAUGAAGCCCUCCAAUUUAUCUGUCGGUUUGUUCGGUCAGCUCAUGACGUAUUGUUACCAGGUCUUCGACACUAUCGGUCGUUCCUCGCCUAGUUAUCAUCUCCGUUUGAGCAAGAGAGGCACACGUUUUGCUUCCUUCGGGCGUUUGAUUUUCAUCGCCUUGUUUUUCCUAUGUGCUGAGGUUAACACUAACCCAUUGAAUCAAGACUGGUUCCGCUUUGUUGUUAUGGCGUUCUUUGCUGGUUCCAAUGGUGUUGUUGCUUCUUGGUGUAUGAUACAUGGACCGACUCAAGUAGAUCAAGAUGAGCAAGAGGAGUUGGAGAUUGCUGGUUAUGUGAUGGCCUUUGGGCUUAUCUGUGGUAUCCUCAGCGGUUCAGUGAUCGCUACCAUUAUCCAACAAACUGCCUUUAUGUAA
This is a messenger RNA of Perkinsus marinus ATCC 50983, 1287 nucleotides long. RefSeq names its product equilibrative nucleoside transporter, putative. NCBI's taxonomy places the organism in Eukaryota, Perkinsozoa, Perkinsida, Perkinsidae. The coding region runs from base 1 to 1287 and encodes 428 amino acids. Gene Ontology annotation, cellular component: plasma membrane. The record is from RefSeq and is a predicted model, not a curated record. Gene Ontology annotation, molecular function: nucleoside transmembrane transporter activity. Gene Ontology annotation, biological process: nucleoside transmembrane transport. The transcript has a single exon.